AUGCAAAUGUCACCAAUAUCAGAAAAUAAUAAUCCGAACCAUUCAAAUAAAAUGUUUGUUUCAUCAUCAAAUUCAAUCGAAAAUAAUUGUAAAACGAAUAGUAAUAUGAAUCUUACAACAUCAAGGAAAAUUCCAACAUUAUCAACAAAUGAUUGUAUUCCAAAUAUUUCGUCAUCGACUUCAACAGCAAUAUCAAAUCGAAAAAGGAAAUCUAUUGUUCAACCAAAUUCUUCAAUCGAUCAAUGUAAUUCACAAGAUUUAUCAAAUAACCAACGUCAUCUUUCAACAUCUCAUGAAAAUAAUAAUGAUUAUAUAUCAAACUAUAAGCUUUCAAAUUUUAUCAUCAGAAUUGAACAAAUUCCAAAUCUAUGGAUGAUCGAUACUACGAAUGGAAGAUUAAAUAAAGAUGAUAAUGAUAAUAAAAAAUCUUCAUCAAGAAUCAAUAAACAAAUAGAUACAUCACCUAUUCUUCAUGGUUUACUAACAUCUUCAUCAAAAUCAGUUGAAACUGAUUUAUUAUCCAGUAUAGAAUCAACUCGUUAUAAUAUUAAUGAAAAUCGUAAUAAUAAAAGUCCACAAUAUCGACCAAGACAUUCUUAUUGUUAUUCAUCAGAAACAAAAUUUAGAUCAAAAGAUAAUCUGAAUAAAACAUCGAAAAUGUCUCGUCAAGUAUGUCGCUCACCUAUAUUUACAAGACGUCCACAACAACAAAUACAAAAAAGAAUCGAUAAUGAUUUUGAUAGAAUACAUCAACCAACGGCUUUACUUUCAUUAUAUACAAAUGAAAGUACUUUACUAGUUAAUAAUAAUAUGGAUAAUCAAUUAUUUAAUGAAAAUCAAACUAUAAUUUCCUUGCCAUCAUCAUCAAAGAGAACAGAUAAUAAUAAACGACCAUUUGAAUCUUCAUCAUCAGAACAAAUUUUAAUAAAACGGCGUUGUCAAAAAAUAAUACCAAUGAUUAUAACUCAAAAUCAGCUUUGUAUAUCGUAUCCAAAGGAUAUUUCACGGUGUGUUGAUUGUCGAACAAUUAAUUCAUCAAAUUUAUCUACGAAACUGUCUAGUUGUCGAUUUCAGCAUUGUCGAACAUUGAAAUAUCUUGGUGAUGACAAAUAUGAAGUCGAAGGAUUUACAACAGUUGAUAAAGCCAAAUCUCAAGAUACUAAAUAUUUGCCUACACCGAAUUCUGGUGGACAACCACCAUUAAGUUUAAUCAAUGCAAAUUAUAUAUUCACACAAAUAGCUAAAGUAUUUUGUUCAAUGUUUUUACAUGAAGAAACUGAACGAUUAAGACACAACGAAAAAACAAUCAUUCGGAAACAGUAUAUGGCUGGUUGGAGAGAAUUUUGUGAUCAAUGUUCAACAACACUUUUUAAUUGUCAUUAUAUGUGUAAAGAAUGUGGAUAUAUGCUUUGUAUUGAAUGUUCAAAUGAAUUAUCUCAAAUAAAUACUGAAAAACGAAAAAAAUUUAAACGUAUUUGUACUCACGUUAAUACACAUUGUUUAUCAGAAUUUAUUCCAUGGAAUAUUUUAAUUAAAUUACAUAAUGAUUGUAUUAAUUAUUUAACUAAAUUAAAAAUUGAUCAUUCAAUGAAAUUCUAUCCAUCAUCGAGAACUGAAAA
Messenger RNA from Rotaria sordida, 1619 nucleotides. Lineage: Eukaryota; Metazoa; Rotifera; Eurotatoria; Philodinida; Philodinidae. The record is from the annotation of a GenBank genome assembly.